This is a messenger RNA of Aspergillus mulundensis, 540 nucleotides long. RefSeq lists its product as uncharacterized. Lineage: Eukaryota; Fungi; Ascomycota; Eurotiomycetes; Eurotiales; Aspergillaceae. Bases 1 to 540 code for a protein of 179 amino acids. The record is from RefSeq and is a predicted model, not a curated record. The transcript has a single exon.
AUGGAUACACACCCAUCUCCUCCAGCACCCAGCCACAACCAACCUCGAACACAUCCAACCCCAGCACCAGCACCAGCACCACAACCACAACCACAACCAAUAAUCCUCUCCCCCUCAGCAAUAACCGCCCAACCCCCCGAAUCCUUCCCGACACCAUCCCCAGGCUCCCCAGGCCGCAUAACCAACAACCUAACCUGGCGCACCCUCCUCUCCACCCCGCAAACCCCCCGCACCGCCAUGUGCGCGGGUCUAGCAACGUGCCCACCACGCAGCGGCUCGCUGGCACUCCACCGGCACACCCAGGCGGAGAUCUACUACGUCACGGCUGGACGUGGGGUCGUGGUCAUCGAGGGCGUUGAGCACGAGGUGCAACGGGGGAGCGUGCUGUUUAUCCCGGGCGAUGCGGAGCAUGGGGUGCUUAAUCGGGGGAGUGAGGAGUUAGAGUGGUUUUACGUUUUCCCUACGGCGGGAUUUGGGGAUGUUGUUUAUCGGUUUGAGGGGGAGGGGGCGAUGGAGAGGGCAGAGGAAAAGGAAGGUUAG